Messenger RNA from Gossypium arboreum, 672 nucleotides. RefSeq lists its product as uncharacterized. Lineage: Eukaryota; Viridiplantae; Streptophyta; Magnoliopsida; Malvales; Malvaceae. The record is from RefSeq and is a predicted model, not a curated record. The transcript has a single exon. Bases 1 to 672 code for a protein of 223 amino acids.
AUGGAAUUUCUGUCUAAAAGAGGUGUGAACAUUCAAAAUUUUUCGAUAUUUUGCUCUUGGUGCGAAAGAGAGCCGGAAAGUGCAUCUCAUAUGUUUUUCAAGUGCAGAUUUAUGGAAGGAUUUUGGGAUAAAAUCUUCAAUUGGUGGGAUGUUGUAUGGAAGAGAGUCGAUGGUUUUGUGGAAUACUUUUCAUUGUGUUACAAUGUGAAAUUGGAUGAGAGAAAGAAAAGGUUAUGGCUGAUUUCCAUUGCUGCAGCAUGCUGGACAAUUUGGAUUGCAAGAAAUGGGCUGGUUUUUGAUGGAAGGAGAGUGAAUAUGGCUAAUUUGGUAUUUCAAUCUAAGAUGAGGGCAUUGUUGUGGAUUAGAUCAAACCAUAAUGAAAUCAUGUUGCAGGAGAAGUUUUGGUGGUUAGCUCCACAAAGAUGUUGUGUGGUGUCUCACAAAUCCAAUGCUGUUGUUUCCUUUUGGAGACUACCUCCUUGUGGUUGGUUAAAAUUCAAUGUAUGUGGUAUAGCGAAAGAGGACAAGGCUAGGGGUGGAGGAAUAUUGAGAGAUAUGGAGGGGAUUGCAAGAGAGAUUUUCUCUGGUGCUGUUGGUACAAAUGUUGCUGAGGAAGCUGAGAUUGGAGCGGUGAAGUUUGCUCUCGAAGCUGAGAUUUUCUCUGGUUAUUAA